This is a messenger RNA of Cyclospora cayetanensis, 2307 nucleotides long. RefSeq lists its product as uncharacterized. Gene Ontology annotation, molecular function: translation initiation factor activity. The coding region runs from base 1 to 2307 and encodes 768 amino acids. The record is from RefSeq and is a predicted model, not a curated record. The transcript has 14 exons. NCBI's taxonomy places the organism in Eukaryota, Apicomplexa, Conoidasida, Eucoccidiorida, Eimeriidae. Gene Ontology annotation, biological process: formation of translation preinitiation complex; translational initiation.
AUGUUUCGGAGGCCUCUACCUACAGGCACCCAAUCGCCUUUGGGGAAUAAAGACCGAAAAAAGUUGCGUGAAGCUCUGCUGCGCUCCUUCCCCCUCCUCACCGACGAUGGGGUAGACACCCUACUACCGUCAAAGGAGACAGUGGUGUUAGCCCGCAUGAAUCUCCCGCAAGCCUCCCAGGCCGGAGGAAGCCCCCAGCAGCUGCCUGGGUCGCUAGCUCCCCUCAUGAGCGCCAGCAGCGCAAAUAAGUGCGCUCUCUACUUCAUAGGGGACCUCCCAGUAGUCUCGGAGGUGAACGGCCUCCUUUUCCCCACGAUUCACGGUCUCUGGCGCGUGCCGCACAUGCUGCCCUGCAUGCUGGUCUUCUCUCCAGUCUCUCAUUUCGUGCUAAAGGGGGCAGAUCUCAUGCUUCCAGGACUGUGCCGUCCACUGACGAUAGCAGCAAGCAGAGCAGUGGGGAUCGAGGAAGUCGCUCUUGGGAGCCUCUGGGCCGUUCGAGUCGUAGGGAACGCGUUGCCCUUCGCCAUAGGGAGGGCUGUCACGCGCGCGCCUUCUCUGGAGUUGCUGGGAGACAAGGGGAGGGCUCUAGAGCUCAUCCAUCAUCUCGGAGAUGCACUUUGGAAGAGCGGGAAGCAUGUGCCGCUGCCCCCCCUGUUUACGGCCCAUCAGGUUUUCAGCGGCAGUGACGACGCCGAGCUGCUCGCCUCCUGCGGCAUGGGGCCCCCCGAAGCCCUCCCAGGGGCCCUCCACCAGGGGGAACAGUCCGAGGCUUUCCAGGAGGGUCGCGCCACGGCGGAAGACGCCGACAGCAACGAGGCAGUCGCUCCUGACGCUGGUGCAUGCUCAGCAGCUGAUGAUGCAGACGAUGGAGGGCAGUCACCUUCAGCCUCUCCUGAAGCCGAGGCGUCUUCGAAGGCGGCAUCUGCGGCAGAACUCCCGAUGAAACCAGAGAAUCCGUCUACUUGUAAUCACCCGCCAGGUGCUCUCGACGGAGCUGGGGCUAUGUAUGCAGGGGCCCCCACAGGGGCCCCCUACAAGGACAUGUGUGCAGAGAGCCUUCCUGAGCAGCUGGGUGGCUGUUCUCACAGAGGCGACUGUUCGCCAUUCUUCUGCUAUUAUGGGUCACCCAGUGCCUUUCCAUGUGCCUCGUGGUUUGCUGCUGCUGCUGCUCAGGAGAUGGAUGCCUAUCUGAACCUGUGCCUCCUUGAGACCCUGCACAGCCUCUCCGACGAGCAACUGCCCCUCGACAUAUCCGCGCUGUACAGCAAACUGACAUCCGAGGCCCCGGCUGUGUUCUACACGCAAGUGGCGAAGGGCGAUGCUCCGUUCGUGGUGCCUGAUAUCCGCAGAUCAUCCGCGAAGAAGCUGGCCAAGUUUAUUCAAGGCGCCAGCAAGAAGAAGCUGCUGCAGACGAAGGAGCAGCGCGGGGUUGUGUCAGUGGUCAAGGUGAACAGGUCUCACCCGGAGUUCAUCAAGCACACCCCCGUUCCCGAGACGCAGAAACGGAAGCUGAUCGAAAGGGUUGCAGCAGCAUCUUCGGCCUCCUCACCCGCCGCUGCAGGAGCAGCAGGUGAAGAAGGACUCAGCAAAGAGACGCUCUCGCAGCCAAGCACAGUGCGCAGCGGUGACGGUACGUGGUUUCAAGAUCCUUGUGUACAGCAGGGCCUCCCCGCAGAGUGGCGAGGAGUCCAGCCUUUUCGUACAGCUGCCUGUUGUUUAGGUGCCGCAUGUCCUCCUGCGCGGUUCUGUUCUGUCGCAGGGCCACUGGUGUUCGAAUUUUGCGUCCCUCCUGCCAAGUGCUGCAAAGUCUUCGCUGCUGCGGGUGUCCAAACCGGGAAGUGCGCCACGAGCGCUCUCCAGGGGAGUAGAGGAUGCAGCACAGUGGCGUUGGACCCCCUUCUUGCGGAAGCGGUGCUGAGCAAAGAAGAGAGGAUUGAUGCGAAGGCGGCAGGAGGCGAGAUCCAGAUGAUGGAAAAGGCAGAACUAUACAAGAGAUGGAAUGAGACAAAAGGGCCCUGCUGCCCCGUGAGGAUUUCGGUGGAGGACAAGCAAGGCGGACGGAAGCAUGCAACGCACAUUUUGAAUGUCGUGAACUUUUUGUUGGACCCCAAGGCCAUCGCGGAGUUUUUACAGAAAAAGCUCGCGGCAUCCGCCUCAGUCUACGCUCCUCCAGGCUCUAAAACUACCUCUGCUGUCUGCGUUCAGGGUAAUGUUGCUGGACCAGUGGCAGACUUGCUGAUAUCGCAUUUUGGAGUCCCCAAGAAGUACGUCGAGGUGGCUACAAAGAAGCCAAAGUCGGGUCGCUAG